CGUCCUGCAUAGCACCGCACAGGUAAAGAAAGUCUAUCAAGAGUCCGUAGAAAGCAGUCGCUGCAGCGUCCAUACACGUGAAAAUCACUUCCUGGAAAUGCGCAAGAAGAGGACGAGCUCUUGCGUACGAGGGGACGUCCGUUGCCUCCUUUGCCUCUAGAGACUCUACUGUCCUCUCAGCUCCUGUUUGUGACAAAUAAACAACUAUGGACCCAAAUAACAACUUAAGAGCAGCAAAAUGCUAAAACACAACCAGCCAGAACUUCUGAACAUUCAGUGUUUGGGAUUAUCUGAGAAAAGAGGCGGCAGGGUUCGUCCACUUCCUCCUGGCUCGAGAAUAUUGGCAAGCUGCUCUGAUCUCUGAAGUGAUGUGACAAGUGGACCUCCACUCAAGGACUCAAAGUUUGAGGAUUUUUACCACUGCUGCUUUGAGUGGAGGAGUAUGACUGUCCUGCAGCAGCAGCAGCAGCACCACCACACCCACCACCCCGAUCACUACCACUACCAACAGCAGCAGCAUCCCCUCUACCAUCACCACCACCACUACCAGCAGCAGCAGGUGACCAUGGCCGUACCGGCUGCUCUGAUCCCACCAACUCCUCUGGUUCCGCCGCCUACGAUCUCGACUCCCUCCGCGACCACGUCGCCGCCGUCGACAACUUCAUCACCGUCUCCAUCCCUGGCCCCCCCAUCCGGACCCGCACAGAACCUGUUCAGAUCAGAGCUCCUCGCCACCGGCAGCCCGGGCAUCCCGUCUGCGGCGCUUCCCCCCAGCAAACCCGUGUACUCGACCCCGUCGCCUGUUGAAAACAUACCGCAAAAUAACGAGUGCAAGAUGGUCGAGCUGCGCGGUGCCAAAGUGGCCUCGUUCACCGUGGACGGCUGCGAGCUCAUCUGCCUUCCUCAGGCUUUCGACCUGUUCCUGAAGCACCUGGUCGGCGGACUGCACACGGUCUACACCAAGCUGAAGCGGCUGGAGAUCACGCCGGUGGUGUGCAAUGUGGAGCAGGUCCGCAUCCUCAGAGGGCUCGGCGCCAUCCAACCCGGGGUGAACCGCUGCAAACUCAUCUCCAGAAAAGACUUCGAGACACUCUACAACGACUGCACCAACGCGAGCUCCAGACCUGGCCGGCCCCCGAAGAGGACCCAGAGCGUGACAUCACCCGAGAACCCCCACAUCAUGCCUCACUCGGUCCCCGGCCUCAUGUCCCCUGGCAUGAUCCCACCCACAGGCCUGACAGCGGCGGCGGCAGCAGCUGCCAACGCAGCCAUCGCAGAGGCCAUGAAGGUCAAGAAGAUCAAGCUGGAGGCGAUGAGCGGCUACCACGGCAACGCCAACCACCAUGGGGCAGACGGAGAGAAUGGAGACCUUAGCUCCACCGUCGGCCUGGAACUCCCCUUCAUGAUGAUGCCACACCCCUUGAUUCCUGUCAGCCUGCCCCCUGCCUCUGUCACGAUGGCGAUGAGCCAGAUGAACCACCUCAGCACCAUCGCAAACAUGGCCGCCGCUGCACAGGGUCAGAGUCUCCCCUCCAGAAUGGUCACCUCUGUUAUAAAGUUGGGGUUGCAGGAACGUGUGCCGGACAGUCCCUCCCCUGCUCCUUCCUUAGAAGACCACAGGAGGCCCGGCAGUCACCCAUCGUCCCACCGCAGCAGCAGUGUGUCCAGCUCCCCAGCACACACAGAAAGCUCCUCAGACAGGAUACGUACGUCUCCUUAUAAGCUCACAACACAGAGAAAUGCGGUGCACCACAACGGCCUGUCCAUGAACCAGGCCUUGCUCGGCCUCUCCCCCAACAUCCCACCAGGGCCUAAAGAGGGAGACCUGGCCCACGACAUGAGCCAUGAAGUAAAGAGGAUGCACACUGACAAAGAAGACAACUCGAUGUGCACCCCGACAGCAAGAGACAGCUACGAGAGGUUGUCAUUGGCUGGCCAGGCUCUGCCGCCAGGCUUUCCUUCACCAUUCCUUUUCCCAGACGGCUUGUCAUCAAUAGAGACUCUCCUCACCAACAUACAGGGCCUGCUCAAAGUGGCGAUCGACAACGCGCGGGCUCAGGAGAAGCAGGUGCAGCUGGAGAAGACGGAGCUGAAGAUGGAGCUGUUCAGAGAGCGGGAGCUGAGGGAGACUCUGGAGAAGCAGCUCGCCAUGGAGCAGAAGAACAGAGCGAUCGUUCAGAAGCGCCUGAAGAAGGAGAAGAAGGCCAAGAGGAAACUCCAAGAAGCUCUGGAGUACGAAUCCAAGAGGAGAGAGCAGGCCGAGCAGACCCUGAAGCAGCCAUCGCCCUCUGACAGCAUGCGUUCACUCAACGGUCAGACACUCCACCACUCUCUGACCCCUGAGAUGGAGAGUGACCGCAGCAGUGGAAGAACAGAUGCUGAAAGGACAAUACAAGAUGGAAGACUGUUCCUGAAAACCACCGUGAUGUACUGAUAAGGCCGCCAGGAGCUGGAGGAAAUAAAAAUUUCAGAAAAAUUAUAAAAAAAGAAGAUUCUCCAGAGCCCUCAUCCAGGCUGGUUUAGUGAGAGGAGAAGCUGCUUGAGUGGAGAUGCUGUGUUCACCCAAAAUGCUGGAGGAGGUGUCUGAAUGUCUUUUUUUCUCAUGAAUAGUUUGAUGAAGCAGGUUAGCGGGUUGGCCAACGUGAAGGAUAUCAAACAUAUUGAGCACAGUAAAAAAAAAAAAGAAAAAAAAAAGAAAAAAAGUACCUGUGGUACACCGUUGGUCAAAUUACACAGCACUGAAGAUUUUUUAUACUGUAUCACAGCCAGCGAGAAAAGCUUCGAAACAGAAAUUCGACUUUUGUAUUUCAAAUUCUGGGAGGCUAAAAAAUGAAGAUGAAAAAAGAAUCGAUCCUCGUGGAAAAGAGGCUCAUGUUUUCUAAAUUAGAUGACAAUACAAUCAAGUUUCCUUUUUACCAUUUGUGUAUAUACGAGAUCUGAUGAUAAUGAUAGGAAAAAGCUCCUCCAUUGAGGCCCAGCGCAUCGCCGAGGAAUGUGUAUAUAACGUUAAGAGGUAUUGUGUAUGCAGUAGAGCUAUUAGGCAAACAAUACCACCAUUUAUAUAAACCUACAGUUUUGUUUUGUUCUAUUUCUGAGCCAUCAUUCUUUCCUAUAGCUGCCAUUUUUUGGUGAGAAAGCAUGCAGGCAUGUAAAUGUUUGUCCUGGAAUUAUGAUAUUUAAUAAAUCCUAUAUUGUGCUGAACAAAUACUAGGGUUGACUCACUCAAGCCCGGAUGAUUUUAAACAUUAACUAUCAAACAUUUCACUUUCAAAAAUGAAGACUUUUGCUGUCAAUAGUACUGUAAUCUUUGUAACAGAGGUAAUAUUUCUUGGAUUUUACUGUACAUUUUUUGUCAUGACACACACACACAAACACAAAAAUCAGCACCUCUCGAUGCUUUUUUAAGAAGAAAAAAAAAAUCACGUGUCAGCUUGAGAAACAAUCAGUCAUGACACAACUUUUUUGGAAACUGAAUGCCAUUUAAUCCCUGUACACAGACGUUUUCUCUUUUUCUUCGAGUGUUUCAUGAUAUCCUGAUGAGAAGAAGAAAAAAAAAAACAUACUAAGUUAUGAUUUUUCUGUUACUUUCCCUAAAGACUUUUGGGUGCUUAAACACCUGUGUAUAUUCUCUAGACAUAAGCUGAUGUCAGUCCUUUAACUGCAAAACAGUUUAGACCUUAUGUGUUACAAUCAGGAGGAAGAGGAGGAGGAGGAGUGUCCCAUGUUCACAAUGUGUUUGUUCUUUUUGUUCUCAAUGGAGUGUCUAGGUCUGUUGUCACUGAUAACUUAUAUAGCUUCUCGAAUCAUCUCUUCAUUGUACUUC
Messenger RNA from Cheilinus undulatus (humphead wrasse), 3823 nucleotides. RefSeq names its product dachshund d (gene dachd). Lineage: Eukaryota; Metazoa; Chordata; Actinopteri; Labriformes; Labridae. The record is from RefSeq and is a predicted model, not a curated record. The transcript has 15 exons. Bases 443 to 2434 code for a protein of 663 amino acids.